Molecule: messenger RNA, 1716 nt
Organism: Fundulus heteroclitus (mummichog)
Lineage: Eukaryota; Metazoa; Chordata; Actinopteri; Cyprinodontiformes; Fundulidae
Product: fibroleukin
Exons: 6
Coding region: 308-1582 (424 amino acids)
Source: RefSeq, a predicted model, not a curated record
GCAUUUAUCCAGGAAUCCGAGCCAAAGUAGCCUCACAAACACAGAACAGGCAGGACUAAGAGGAGGACGAGGAGUGACAUGAACUCAGGGAAAAAAAGCCAGCGAGGAAAACUGGAUGAAGGACGCCGGCAUUACAAAGAUCUGGACAAAAAGGACAAAAUCGCCAAUGCUCUUUACCUGAAGAGGCACAUCCUGGACGAGGGAAGAGAAGACAUAUUUUUUCAGGGAAUAAUAAAUUAAUAGCAGAUAGACGCCGCAGCACUGGACAGCGGUUACAGGCUUUGAACCGCACAUUUUUCUUUUUCUCAUGAUUUCCUUCAACUCUUUUGGCAUGCUUCCUUUGCUGUCUCUGUAUGUGGGAGCACUGCUGUCCUCGGAUGCAUCUCCAGCCUGCUCACAUUCACGUUGCAGGGACAGCUUAGUGGCUACACCCGCCUCACCGAGGCCAGAAGCAGCAGUGACUACCAGGGCCUGUGAGGGUCAAUCUGGAACAAGAGGAUGUAGAUUGGAUGCUUCUGUACCUGUCGUCUCAGAUGAUCCUCAAAGGGCACAGCACAGACCGGAUUUCCCUCAGAUUCAGAUUAAAACCGGAGCUGUCAAACAGCAGCUGGUUCUGCUGCAACGCUGCAUGAGCUCUCUCCAGGAAUCAGGAGGCCCAAGGCCUGAUGGGGAGCGGGAGAACAGCUCUCUAGGGGCCAUCCUGGCCCUGAUGGCAGCUGUGCUGACAGAGUGUGACCUCCAAUGUCACAGCCAAGCACUCGGAGCGAUGGCCAAGCGACUGGAGAGUGCGGCGUUGGGCAGCAGAGACGGGGAGAAAGACUUGCUGCUUUUCCUAAAGAGCAUCACACAGUAUCCACCCACAGCUGCUCCCACAGAGAGGUUACAUCCGCAGGAUUGUGCAGAGAUUUACAGAUUUGGGAUCAAAGAGACUGGUAUCUAUACAAUCCAACCGGAUCUGCGUGGACCGGCAUUAGAGGCUAAAUGUGACAUGGAGACAGCGGGCGGAGGAUGGACGGUGAUUCAGAACCGGCAGGACGGCUCAGUGGACUUUAACAGGACUUGGCAGGAAUACCGGGAAGGCUUUGGUAGUCUGCAGGGAGAGCACUGGCUGGGUAACGCAGCCCUGCAUGCCCUCACCUCCACUGGCCAGCAUCAGCUCCGCAUUGAGCUGGAAGAUUGGUACCAACAGAAGCGCCACGCCACCUACAGCAACUUCAAGGUGGCCUCAGAGGAACAAAGGUAUCGCCUGACAGCCCACGAGUACAGCGGUGAUGCUGGCAACGCUCUGAGCUACAGUAAGCACUACAACCACGAUGGCCGACCUUUCAGCACUGCUGACAGAGACCACGAUCGGUACGCCUCCGGAAACUGUGGUCAGUACUACGGCGCAGGUUGGUGGUUCGACGCCUGCCUGGCAGCCAACCUGAAUGGGCGCUAUUACCAUGGACGUUACACUGGUUUGACCGACGGGAUCUACUGGGGGACGUGGUACAUCCUGACAGAUGGAAGGACUGGGGAGCGCUACUCCUUCAAGAGGGUGGAGAUGAAGACGAGACCCAAAAACUUCGGGGGAACCAAAUAAGGAAUAGAAACUCAGAUUUGAGAUUUACUGCAGUGUAGAUUCCUGUGAUAUGAGUUUGAUGCUUUAUGAUGUCUUUUGUCUUAUAGAUGACUGUUUCUAAAACAACUUUUUGCAAAUAUUCACAUGGAUUUCAG